AACCGAACACAACAUACAAUGAAAGGAAGCAGUUCCUCCUGCCUGUUGGCCCUGUUGGUAUUGGCCUUCUGUGCUCUGAGCCAAGCACGUAUUGAUGAUAUCUGUCAACUAUUUCCCGAGGGUACGGUCAUUAGGGAUCCCGAAUCUUGCAGUCGCUCGAUUAAAUGUGUCAAUUCAAAGAGUACCUAUAGCGUCUGCUCCGGAUCCACACCAUUUUUCAAUAAGGACACAUUAAAGUGUGUAAAGACGUUGGAUGGAGUCGAUGAUUGUGGAGUGUCCUGUGUGAACGCAACGAGUAAAUUUAUUAACGAUCCCAAGUCCUGUUUCGGCUAUUAUUACUGUGCCGAUGAGCAGACUCCUCUGUAUGGCACCUGCAAGGAAAAUCAGCACUUUAGUAACGCAACUCAAACGUGCAUUUGGACUCAGGCUUCGGAUUGCAAGGCGAGCGAAUUUGAUUACUGCAGCAUUAUCAAGAAUGGUGUGAACUUUGACAAUGCCCAGGGCUGCAAUCGUUAUCAUGUGUGCACCAAGGGCGUGCUGGAGGAUAAAACCUGCAAGACGGGCUACUAUCAGGCCAGUUCUGGAAAGUGCGUUGACAAGAACACGGUCUACUGCGAUGCUCAUCCGUAUCCGGCGAAUGUCUGCGGUACGGUAAAGAGUCCCAAGAAGAAC
Drosophila innubila is the source of this 672-nucleotide messenger RNA. Its product is annotated as peritrophin-48. Gene Ontology annotation, molecular function: chitin binding. The record is from RefSeq and is a predicted model, not a curated record. The annotation marks the transcript as partial. The transcript is spliced from 2 exons. NCBI's taxonomy places the organism in Eukaryota, Metazoa, Arthropoda, Insecta, Diptera, Drosophilidae. Gene Ontology annotation, cellular component: extracellular region.